ACCACAGCUUUGUUUCUACUUGUCUGAGUGCUCUAGAGUGCUCUUAACGAAUGCUGGGAGCUUAAUUAUUGUGACGAGACUGUUUACGGUUUUUGAGACUGUAUCUAAGAAAUUAGCAGCUGUUAUCGUCAUUUCUGGGCAUUGCAGCCAAGAGCAUUUUCUCACUCUAAGUCUUACAGCCCACGACAGGCGCGGAUGCCAUGGUGUCCUCUUCUUCAAUUGCCCUUGACAACAUGUCAUCCCAGUCGCCCCCGACCCUUGAAGGGGACCUCAGUCAUGCACACCUAUGGUCCAAGGACGGCGAGCUAGACUCGCAGGACAUUUCACCACCACGUUCAAGUACGAGCACAGAGAAGGGAAAGGCAAAGCAGCUGGACGAAGAAGCAUAUGAUGACGAAGAAGAUACCAUAGAGAACCCUGGCUCAGAGGCAUAUCCCCCUACAACCGACGACGCAGCCGAGACGCGACGAGUCGAAGAGAACCUGCGUCGAUGGGAGAUGGCUGAGCGCGAACGACGGAGAGCCGCGCGCGAGUCUGCGCAGGCCAAUGGAGGCGGCGGCGGUCCGUCUUUACUCGGAGAAGUAACACGCAGGGCAAGCGUACUCCUGUCGAAGCGACAGACAGGCAGAUCAUCUUCAGGAGGGCUGGGUAACCACCGAGCUCUCAAAUCUAGAGACUCCGUCGACGUAGUACCGCUCGACGACAUCGACCAGAGUCCGCGCACAUCUGCGAAUCCCUUCAUACAUCCAUCUGAAGUGGAACCGGGGUUUGAUUCCCCGUCAUUGUCCCCCUUCGUCGAUUCGAAGAAGCAGUCGAGCGUAAUGUCCGAGUCUUGUGACCUGGACUCCCCGCGUUCACCUGAUAAUUUCGAUUCGAAUACGCACUCAUUGCAGUCAGCCACAAUCCCUCCAACGUCGAAGCUUGUUCCUCCCCCACAGCCGCUGGGGUUACCGCCGCCUCUAACACCACCACCUAAAGGGACCAGACCACGCAUGGCUCCUAUGAAAUCCACACCUCCACCAACGUUGCGUCAGGAACCUAUGGAACCCGAGCAGGAGGUGAGAUGGUGGCACGACUGGUUAUGUGGAUGCAGCGAAGGACCAGACCGGGGAGGGGAUAACCAAGCUGGACGCACGAAUCCUUUUGAAUGAUCCACUUCAGUUGACAUGACCCUCCCCUACGACGUACACCUUGACAUACACGGUACUAUACCAGUAGUUUCGCAUCCAGGGACUAAUCUGCGCCAUUGCAUAGGUACUAACUAUAGUUUAGAGGUUUCAUAGUGUUUGGACGGUUCGCGGCAUACACACCACGUUGCAUACCCGCUUUUGUUUAUCUUGUUACCUUCAUCCACACUUGUUGCACGGAUAAUUGUAGCAAAAGGGAACAUC
Molecule: messenger RNA, 1391 nt
Organism: Suillus paluster
Lineage: Eukaryota; Fungi; Basidiomycota; Agaricomycetes; Boletales; Suillaceae
Exons: 3
Coding region: 201-1151 (316 amino acids)
Source: RefSeq, a predicted model, not a curated record